This is a messenger RNA of Coturnix japonica (Japanese quail), 1125 nucleotides long. RefSeq names its product yrdC N6-threonylcarbamoyltransferase domain containing (gene YRDC). NCBI's taxonomy places the organism in Eukaryota, Metazoa, Chordata, Aves, Galliformes, Phasianidae. Gene Ontology annotation, biological process: regulation of translational fidelity. The record is from RefSeq and is a predicted model, not a curated record. Gene Ontology annotation, cellular component: cytoplasm. Gene Ontology annotation, molecular function: double-stranded RNA binding; tRNA binding; nucleotidyltransferase activity.
AGUGGGUUCUUUCAUAUGCUGAGGGUGAAGGGAACUGCGGCGCUGGCGGGGUUGGUUCGGGCCGUGGAUGGGCUGCAGGGCCCGGUUCGGGCCGUGGAUGGGCUGCAGGGCUCGGUUCGGGCCGUGGAUGGCCUGCAGGACCCGGUUCCCUCCCGUUCUUCCUUCUUGCUGCCUCUACCCGACAGCAAGGCCCGGCCGGAGCCGCGAGGAUGGAGGGAGGCGGUGGGAGCUGCCCUAAGUGCUCUGCGAGAGGGAGGGUUGGUGGCUGUGCCCACGGAUACGGUGUAUGGUGUGGCCUGCUUGGCUCAGGACUCGAGUGCUGUGAGGAGCAUCUACAGCCUGAAGGGGAGGAAUGGGAUGAAGCCGCUGGCCAUCUGUAUAGGGGAUGUGGAGCAUAUCUAUAGGUACUGCCAUGUGAAUGUGCCGGAUGAACUGCUGCAGGACUUGCUCCCAGGACCUGUGACCCUGGUCUUAAAACGAUCAGAAGAACUAAACAAAGACUUGAACCCUUUUACAUCGUUGGUUGGCGUUCGCAUUCCAAACCACCCUUUUAUUAGGGAGCUGGCACGAGCUUGCCCUGGACCAUUGGCUUUAACAAGUGCUAACAUCAGCAGUCAGGCGAGCACGCUGACUGUUUCGGAAUUCCAAGACCUUUGGCCUCAACUGUCCUUAGUUAUUGAUGGAGGCCCAAUAGGGGAUGUCCAGAGCCCAGAAUGUCGUUUGGGGUCAACUGUGGUUGACUUAUCCGUGUCAGGAAAAUUCACCAUCAUUCGUCCUGGCUGCGCACUGACAUCUACAGUUGAGAUCCUGAGGCAGAAGUAUGGCUUGAUCCCAGAAUCAUCUUAAGACUUCGGACUCAGGCUCUGCGGAGCUGGUAAAGCUGGACACUAUGUGCCUGUGCAUUCAGCAGACGGUGUUAAUGGCCUUGUUUAAUGAGGUUGAUGAGUUGUGUCAGGUCAGUAAACAAAGGUAAUGAGAGAAACGAUGGGUGUCUGUUAAUUAGUCUUACACCUACUGAAUCCUGAGAAACUAUGCUAAACUCUUUAUGCUGCUGUACAAUUUCCAGAUACCUGUCUGUUUUAGUAAUGUGAUCUAAAAUAAAACAAUCGGAGUAUUAGACUGUUU